AGAAAUUCAGAGCAUCAAACGGUAACUUCAAAACCUUAAACCCCCAAAACCCUAAAUUCGACAUUAAACUUUGUUCGAAUCCCAUGGCGUUGUCAAUCUCCAAUCUUCUUCUCUACCCAAAACCACAAAUUUCAUCCAGAAAUUUUGUUCCCAGUUCUUCAAUUUCCAAAUUCUCAUCCUCAAAUCUCAGAUAUCCUAGGAGAGUUUUGCUGAAUCAAAGAUUGUUUUGUGCUACUUCUGCAGCAGGAAGUUCUAGCCCAGAUAGUGACUUAAACCCAUAUGAGAUUCUUGGUGUGAGCCCCAUUGCGGGGUUUGACAAGGUCAAGGCAGCAUAUACUAGAAAGCGCAAGGAUGCUGAGAGGAAUGGUGAUGAGGCUACUGCUGCUCUACUUGAGAAGGCAUAUGACAAACUCAUGAUGGCACAGUUAACAAAUAGAAAGAAGGGUGUGACAUAUGGGUCAUUCCAGGUUUCAAAGGACAUCAAAUAUGCUGAUAAGCAGCCAAUUGUACCGUGGGGACCAAGGUUCACCAAGUCUAGUUUAAAAGAUAUACGCAUAAACUUGGCAAUUGCAGCUGCUUUUACAGUUUGGAUUGUAUUCAGUCGUGAUGCUGAAUACAAACCAUUGCAGUUUAUGGCUUUUGCGUUUGUUUAUCGAAUUUUUGAGAAGUUGACAGCCUAUGAACCUCCAGUAUCGCCAAUAUUUACAGAAGAAGGAGAAGAUGUUGGGCGGGGACAGCGGAUGGGAAAGCGACUUCUUCGUUCUCUUGCAUUAGUUUUUGGUUGUAUUGCCGUGUCCUCUCUGGUUUACACUGGUGUUCUGAAUUUGAUGGAGUAUUUUCUCAAUUAUAUACCUGCUUUUCUUUACAAUAAUCAGGAACUCAUUAUCACCACCGCAUCAGCCGUUGCGCUCUACAUUAUGGCAUCAUAUUACCGGUGAUGAGUUUGGGGGAGACUUGAGGCAAUUUUCAGCAGGUUGUUUACUGAUAUGUUUUAGCUUUGGCUGUCAAAUUUUGUGGGAAAGGAGAUGAAAGUUUUACAUGCUGAGGAAAAAUGCAAUUCUUGGUUCAAUAUUCAUGGGUCAAUUGGUCCCAAUGAAUUUUCAAGUCAAUUACCAAAAACCCUCUUCAGUUCAACUUCUGCCUUGUUUCUUUUUUACUCGGGUGACCUUUGUUUCAUACCUAAGUCCUAACCUUUGCAUUUGUGGGAAUGGUAGUGUAAAUCUUUCAUCUGUUUCUUUUUCCUUCUUUUUUGGAUCAUUUGAGUGGAUUUCAUCGAUCUGUUCUGAAUUUGUUUGUAUGGUAUAUCCUUGUACUUUCAAUUGAAAAACACUGCCAACAAGAGUUUGACUGAGAUGAUACUCAUUAAAAAAAAGCUAAAAAAUGCCUUCCUGUGUCCUUUAGAGUGGGAACUGGGAAGUAUAAAUGGGUUUUUUUUUU
Molecule: messenger RNA, 1437 nt
Organism: Rubroshorea leprosula
Lineage: Eukaryota; Viridiplantae; Streptophyta; Magnoliopsida; Malvales; Dipterocarpaceae
Source: the annotation of a GenBank genome assembly